AUGGGCCAUCAGGUGGUCCACCAAAUUAUCUUCGUCAUCCGGGUUGCAGCAGCUCUCAUUGUCUAUUUUAUCGUUAUCUUUUUCACCACGCUCUUCAUCGCAUACAGAUUGGGCUUUGGCUAUAAGCUCGCGGCAACCCAGAGCUUCACUACAGCCAACAACAACUUUGAACUGGCCAUUGUUGUUGCCGUCGCCGCAUUCGGCGCAAACAGCAACCAGGCUCUUGCAGCUACGGUGGGGCCUUUGAUAGAGGUGCCUGUGCUACUGGGGCUAGUUUACGCUGUGAAAUUAUUGGCCAAGCGAAUGGGCUGGAAGGAUUAG
This is a messenger RNA of Penicillium daleae, 321 nucleotides long. Its product is annotated as arsenite efflux transporter. Gene Ontology annotation, molecular function: antimonite transmembrane transporter activity; arsenite transmembrane transporter activity; antiporter activity. The transcript is spliced from 2 exons. The record is from RefSeq and is a predicted model, not a curated record. Bases 1 to 321 code for a protein of 106 amino acids. Gene Ontology annotation, cellular component: plasma membrane. Lineage: Eukaryota; Fungi; Ascomycota; Eurotiomycetes; Eurotiales; Aspergillaceae. Gene Ontology annotation, biological process: antimonite transmembrane transport; arsenite transport.